Alternaria ventricosa is the source of this 603-nucleotide messenger RNA. RefSeq lists its product as uncharacterized. The record is from RefSeq and is a predicted model, not a curated record. The transcript is spliced from 4 exons. Bases 1 to 603 code for a protein of 200 amino acids. Lineage: Eukaryota; Fungi; Ascomycota; Dothideomycetes; Pleosporales; Pleosporaceae.
AUGGGCAGCUGUGGAAGUUCCCUCAACUGCAACAAGUGUUACGCCAGUGAACCGAUCGAUGGUUGCAUUACCGAAAUCGACAUAGACCCUGACAUCGCGGGCAUUGGAGUAUUGAUAUCUUUUCUCUUCUGCGCUUAUAUGCUCUCUGCCGUCAUUAUCUGGGGCUACUACAAUGAGUGUUUACCCCUCGACAUACUCUCCCGCACCGAUCACUACGCACUGCGAGCACUCAAGAAGCUGCGUCGUCCUUUCGUAGAAGCCGAUCUUCAUUUCGAGCCUACGCCAAAGCAGGAAGAAAGAACUCAGAUUAUCGUUGGUUUCGCCACAGUCUUAAGCGACCAACAACUUAUCACCGGUGUUGCGAUCCUAAUCGCGGGACUCGCUAGUCGGUGCCGCAUCACCUUCUACGAGUUCAAUAUCGUCACGUAUCUAGCGUAUUUCGCGACCGUCACACAUGCGCUCUCUCUGGGGGUGCUUCAAAGUCAUCUCUUCAAGCGUAAGCUCCCGCAAUUGAAGUCAUUAAUGUUGCGAAGCCUGUUCAUCUUCCGAGGCGAGUUCGACGGUGGAGAGUCCGGCGAAGAGAAUCAACCCGGCGGAAGGUAG